Colossoma macropomum (tambaqui) is the source of this 1684-nucleotide messenger RNA. It is a transcript of the gene cunh19orf47, whose product is annotated as chromosome unknown C19orf47 homolog. The record is from RefSeq and is a predicted model, not a curated record. The transcript is spliced from 9 exons. NCBI's taxonomy places the organism in Eukaryota, Metazoa, Chordata, Actinopteri, Characiformes, Serrasalmidae. Gene Ontology annotation, cellular component: nucleus. The coding region runs from base 17 to 1249 and encodes 410 amino acids.
UUUUUUUUCCACGAAGAUGGCGUCCGUGACAACAGCCACUUCAGAGUGGAUCCAGUUUUUUAAAGAUGCAGGAAUCCCGCCUGGCCUGGCUGUUAACUAUGCUGUGUCUUUUGUAGACAACAGAAUUCAGAAAAACAUGCUGAUGGAUCUCAGUAAGGAGAUCAUGAUGGAUUUGGGCAUCACAGUCAUCGGGGACAUCAUAGCCAUUCUCAAACAUGCCAAGCAUGUCUACAGACAGCCUUUCAGUGCACAAAAAAGGGCUUGCAGUUCUGAUGACAUGUGCAAAAUGGCCACUGAAGCCAUUUCCUCUGGCCAGACCAGUGUUCAGGCUGAGCUGAGGCGCACUGCCAACACUCCUGCCACACGCAUGAUUGCCAAUGCCUUGAGUCGGGACUCCCCACCGAGCACGCCUGCCCGUCGCUCUGACAACCGCCUCUCUGUGACAGUCUCCAACAACAGUGCCAAAGCGGCCGUCAGUCAGCCUGCAGAUGAGGAAAACAGCUCACCGGUGAAGCGUCGGCGAGUUACAGCAGAAAUGGAGGGGAAGUAUAUCAUCAAUAUGCCAAAGGGCACCACCGCCCGCACCCGACGCAUUCUGGCCCAGCAAGCCAAAAAAGCCAAGAGCCUGAAGCGCACUUCGGUGUUUGAGAGGCUGGGGUCAGAGUCUAAGGCUGACGCUGCUACAGCCAAUAAGCAGGUAACAGGAGUGUUCAGUCGAUUGGGCAAAGUAGACGACGAUGAGGAAGCUGAGAAGAAGGUGGGAGACGGCCCUAGCGGUGAUGGGGAUGAAGAUAGCGACGGUGAAGGCUCAGUGUUGCAGUACGCUGGCGUCCUCAAACGCCCCCCACCGCCUUCCAAAAAAGAGCCUGUUGCACAAAAAUCUGAAACAGCCACCGUGUACCGCCUGGGCAACAAAUUCAAAACUACCCCCCCAUCAGAGAGCACUCCCCCUACCCCCUCCUCUACCUCCUCUGGCCAGGAGGGGGUGCCCAAGCUGAGUGUUAUGCAGAGGCUGGGUAAGGCUCCAUCAGCCAGCUCCGGUCCUGCCUCCUCCAAUUCUGUAGCUGGCCAGUCAGCAGAUACGCAGGAUAGCCGUGUCACCAGCAGCAGAAGCAAAGCUCAGGGAAGCUUUGCUUUGGCCAGCCCCAAAGUCAGCAGUAGCACAGGGACAGGCAGGGACUGUCACGGGGCUCAGAUGGACGCUAGGACAGUCAGUGUUUUCAAGAGACUGGGCGCCAAGAAGACCUAAUGCACCAAAAUAAACCUCCUAAACACUCCCUCCCUCUGAAUGAUUUAUCCCUAAAAAAUCCCACAUUCAGGGCUUAGAAUACCUACGGUAAAGGAGUAGGAAGGAGUCACACUUUCCCUCAGCAUAAGUGGACUGGGAAGUCUGUAUGUGCCUUCACAGUCCUGGUUAUUUGCAGUGUUAUUUCGUUGUAGGAGAAAAUGCCUGAAGACAAUAUACAGACUUUGCAUGUCCUCUUGGUGCUUAUAGGAAUGAUAUGCACCCUUACCUCUUGCUAAACCCCCUCUAGGGCUGCACAAUAUGGACGAAAUACUUAAAUUGCGAUUAUGUUCCAGGCUAUUUGGAUUGCAGUAUGCUUUGCAGUACAUUACAACCACAUUGGUGUACCAUUAAAGGGGAAUUCCACCAGUUAAAAAAAAAAAAAAAAUCUGUAUCAUU